This is a messenger RNA of Actinia tenebrosa (Australian red waratah sea anemone), 2288 nucleotides long. RefSeq lists its product as uncharacterized. The record is from RefSeq and is a predicted model, not a curated record. Gene Ontology annotation, cellular component: nucleus. Gene Ontology annotation, biological process: regulation of gene expression. Gene Ontology annotation, molecular function: protein binding. NCBI's taxonomy places the organism in Eukaryota, Metazoa, Cnidaria, Anthozoa, Actiniaria, Actiniidae.
AUUACUCUGAAUCUUUGCUUUCCUAGCUACUUUAUGGACGCAAUGCAUUUCAAAUUCUACCUAUUCUUAUAACCAAUACCUAUGGGUCAAAUGGUGCAUUGUGGUUUCAACUCUUUGACGAAAUUAUCGUGAAAUUAUAUCUUUUUGUUCGCCGAUAAACGACUGAAACUAGGACUUCCUCAUCAACUACAAUAAUCCUUGGCGCGCGUUUCUCGAGCUAAUCUGGUUAACUCCGAACGAGUUUAGAGGGUGCCAUUUUGGUUCGAAUGAAAUGACACUGAAGAAACUCUGCUGACAUCUGAAGUAACAACCUGCUGAUAUUGGGGGAAACGGUGUACAAAAUCCUAGAUGAAUACUCAUAGUCCAUCAAAAAUACCAUCAAAAACACUACAACCGAGGCAAAGCGGUGAUGAUGAUACCAAGCAAGAAACAACACUGACUUAUGAGGAUCUGUAUAAUUACUUGUACAGAAGGAAUGAAAUCAAAGCUAUAAACGUCAAUGAAAUCAACCAACAAAACAGAGGAAAACAAGCCACAGAAAUAUUCUGGUGUGAUGUUUGCCAACAUGAAAGCACUGCAGUCUGUGAGAAACAUAAGGCAGAAUACUCCAAGCCCAAAUCUAUCACGGACACAGAUAAAGAGUACAAACUGAGCUCCGCCAUUGCGUCGUUCCCAAACGAAGUCCAGCUGUGUCGCUCGAGUAUCCCUGGUUCCAAGUAUGGUGUCGUUACCAAAUGCUAUAUUCCAAAGGGGACUUGGCUUGGACCUUAUGAAGGCACCAAAGUGAGGCCAGAGGGUGUGACUCUUGGAACGGAUGCGACGUAUAUGUGGGAGGUUUUUCACGAAGGAAAGUUAUCCUUUUAUCUGGAUGGAAGCGAUGAAGACUCAUCCAGUUGGAUGAGGUUCAUAAGCUGUGCUCGUAACAGCACAGAACAAAACCUGUACGCCUUCCAGUAUUGUGGCAACAUUUACUACCGGGCUUUUAAAGAAAUACCCCCGGGUACAGAACUCCUGGUCUGGUACGAUGAAAUCUACCCGCACUUCAUGGGAAUCCCUUUGGAGAUCCAUGAAACAGAAGGAAUUUAUCAAAGAGCAGGUGAUCCCAACAAGAAGGACAACGAAGUCGUGGUAGUCGUACCUCCAUAUAUUCACGCUUCAUGCUCGCUUCAAGACAUACCCACUGCCCAUGCUCGGAUGGUAAAUCCCGCUUCAUCUCAGAUUAAUCCUGCUCUACCAGGUGUCUCUGCAGUGAAUUCUUAUGCCAGAACGUCUCAUCAAGCUUCUUCAGGGUUCAAUCCAGCCGACCUCCCUCUUGACGGGAGAACCAGGUCGUCAUGGCAACAGCCAGGACACAGCGUUGCCUCGCCUGUGCCAGUCUCACACAAAGAGCCGGGAGAAACUUCUGAAUUACUAAAGCGAAGAAAAAAACGAGCAAGCUUAAGAAGAGCACAGUUACCAUGGCAACACGCAGCCAAUGUACCUACCUCCCCCGGAUCUGAGCUGUUGCUAAAAAGACCAAAUAGUGGAGUAGAGGUGACCGGUGGACAACCGUUGCACUACCAAAGUACGCCGUYUUCAUCCCCCGGAACUCAAAUAGAGACACGAUCACUAGAAGAAAGCUUGACAUCAGGCAUGCCAAAGUCUGAUCCGUACAACUUACAUAUACAACUAGAUUCAAGUUCGGAACCAAGUCCAUCGCUAAGGAAUCGAAGCUCUUCAAAUCAUGAACGUGCUGGUAGUAGUGAUUCUUCCCCUGAGGCGAGGAUAAGGCCAGAAGGAAUCAACAACGAUGAUAAUGAAUUUCAAUGUGGACAGUGUGGAAAGACAUUUCCACAGAGGUCUGUUUUGCAAAUCCACGUCUGCCCCAAAGCACCGUAUAAACCGUAUCACUGUGGUCACUGUUCACAGCUUUUCUCUGAUCCAAACGAACUGCGGAACCACGCUAUUAUACAUAUCAAUGAGAAGCCAUUCAAGUGUGGCUAUUGUUCUCGCUCAUUCUCAGGUGCUACCACGCUCAAUAACCAUAUAAGGACACAUACCGGAGAGAAGCCAUUUGAGUGCAGUGUUUGUGGGAAAACGUUUUCACAGGCUUCUCAGCUUAGCAGACACGAAAAGAUACCUGGAGAUUGUGUUCGGAAAUAAUUCAUUAGUUAAUAAAAUUCCAGUGACUGUUUGUAUAGGAUAAAAUACAACAAUACAAAUGAUUGUCACAACGACGCCUCUCUAGAACCCUUUUGAAUCUAAUUGGUAUGGAUAAUACUUGAGUCUAAUAAAAUUACUAUUUCACA